Mesoplodon densirostris (Blainville's beaked whale) is the source of this 631-nucleotide messenger RNA. Its product is annotated as prefoldin subunit 3-like. NCBI's taxonomy places the organism in Eukaryota, Metazoa, Chordata, Mammalia, Artiodactyla, Ziphiidae. The record is from RefSeq and is a predicted model, not a curated record. Gene Ontology annotation, molecular function: tubulin binding. Gene Ontology annotation, cellular component: prefoldin complex; cytoplasm. Gene Ontology annotation, biological process: protein folding; microtubule-based process; tubulin complex assembly.
AUGGCGGCCGGUAAGGAGGGUUGUGGUUUGGGAGAAGUGGCCGGAGGGAGUGGGCGGCGGCUCCACCUGGGGAUUCCUGAGGCCGUUUUCGUGGAAGAUGUAGAUUCCUUCAUGAAACAGCCUGGGAAUGAGACUGCAGAUACAGUACUGACAAAGCUGGAUGAACAGUACCAGAAGUAUAAGUUUAUGGAGCUCAACCUUGCUCAAAAGAAAAGGAGGCUAAAAGGUCAGAUUCCUGAAAUUAAGCAGACUUUAGAAAUUCUAAAGUGCAUGCAGAAGAAAAAAGAGUCCACCAAUUCACUGGAGACCAGGUUCUUACUGGCCCAUAACCUGUAUUGCAAAGCUUCAGUUCCUCCUACCGAUAAAGUGUGUCUGUGGUUGGGGGCGAAUGUAAUGCUUGAAUAUGAUAUUGAUGAAGCUCAGGUGUUGUUGGAAAAGAAUUUAUCGACUGCCACAAAGAAUCUUGAUUCUCCUGAGGAAGACCUGGACUUUCUUCGAGAUCAAUUUACUACCACAGAAGUCAAUAUGGCCAGGGUUUAUAAUUGGGAUGUAAAAAGAAGAAACAAAGAUGAUCCUACCAAGAACAAAGCAUAAUGCUGCCAAUUAAAAAUGUGGUUCUAUUUUCCAAACA